Messenger RNA from Lecanosticta acicola, 1992 nucleotides. Lineage: Eukaryota; Fungi; Ascomycota; Dothideomycetes; Mycosphaerellales; Mycosphaerellaceae. The record is from the annotation of a GenBank genome assembly.
AUGAAGACGACGUGGAAGGAUAUUGCGCCGGUGCCGACGUCGCAAGAGUUUCUUGAUAUCGUGCUCUCGCGCACACAGCGCCGACUACCUACCCAGAUCCGCGCCGGAUUCAAAAUCUCCCGUAUUCGAGCCUUCUACAUUCGAAAAGUCAAGUACACCUCCGAGACCUUCGCCGAGAAGCUCAGUGCGAUUCUCGACGGAUUCCCUCGACUGAACGACAUCCAUCCCUUCCACAAGGAUCUGCUCAAUACCCUAUACGAUGCAGACCACUUCCGGAUUGCGCUGGGGCAGCUGAACACCGCGAAGGGCUUGAUCGAGACCCUUGCGAGAGAUUACAUCAGGUUGCUGAAGUAUGGACAAAGCUUGUUUCAGUGCAAGCAGCUCAAGAGGGCGGCGUUGGGACGGAUGGCGACGAUUUGCAAAAGGCUGAAGGACCCGCUCGUGUAUUUGGAGCAAGUGCGACAACAUUUGGGUCGUCUGCCCGGAAUCGACCCGAACACAAGGACUUUGCUUAUUUGCGGAUACCCUAAUGUCGGGAAGAGUUCGUUCUUGAGGAAUAUUUCAAGAGCCGAUGUGGAUGUGCAGCCCUACGCUUUCACAACGAAGAGCUUGUUUGUGGGACAUUUCGACUACAAGAUGUUGCGAUUCCAAGCGAUCGACACACCGGGUAUCCUAGACCAUCCGCUGGAAGAGAUGAACACGAUUGAGAUGCAGAGUAUCACGGCUAUUGCUCAUCUUCGAAGUGCGAUCAUGUACUUCAUGGAUCUGAGCGAGCAGUGUGGAUAUAGCGUUCACGACCAGAUGAAGCUAUUCGAGAGCAUCCGGCCGCUAUUCGCAAACAAAUUGGUCUUCAUCGUCAUCAACAAGAUCGACGUGAUGCGACCAGAAGACCUGGAUGCAGAGACGCAGGAGAAACUGCAAAAAUUGCUCAAGAGCUCAAACGUGGAGCUUCUCCAGCUUUCUUGCACUACCACCGAGGGCCUAAUGAACGUUAGGAAUGCGGCUUGCGACAGAUUACUGGCGGAGCGAAAUGCGCAGAAGUUGAAAGCGGGUACAAAUGCGACUGGCGAAGUUACGGGCAGGCUCGGCGAUGUGCUUAGGAGAAUUCACGUUGCCCAGCCCAUGGGUGGUGUAACGCCGUGGAAGCCAGAAAUUCCAGAAGCCGCGAAGAACAAGAUGAAAUACGACAAGGACGAUCCCGACCGACCCAAGCUCAUGCGCGACAUCGAAGAGGAGAACGGAGGAGCCGGUGUGUUCAACAUCAACCUCAAGGACCAGUAUCUGCUCGAGAACGACGAAUGGAAGAACGAUAAGAUCCCAGAGACACUCGACGGGAAAAACGUGUACGACUACAUCGAUCCAGACAUCGAGGCCAAGCUUGCGGCGCUGGAGGAGGAAGAGGCUCGACUGGAAGACGAAGGAUACUACGACGAAGACGAGGAGCUGGAGGAUGCGGAGGAAGCGGAUGUCAGCUACAAGGCAGAGCUGAUUCGGGAGAAGCGACAGCUGAUUCGCAACGAGAACAAGAUGCGCAAGUCCCUCAAGAACCGAGCCGUCAUCCCCCGGUCCAAGAAGGCAGUCGAGCUGGAGAAGAUGGAAUCAGCGCUAGAAAACGCGGGCUACGACACAUCUGCCAUUUCGGCUCGUGCUCGAUCAGCAUCACGGCCACGCGUGAGAAGUCGAGCCGGCACAGAGGACGCCUCAAACGCUGGAGCUGGAGGUGAUGAUGCGAUGGACGUUGACGAGACUCCAAAGGAACGUCUUGCGCGCAGCUUGUCUAUGGCUCGGAACAGGACACAGAGCACGAACAGAAGGGAAGACGGAGUCACGAGCCUCACGAGCAGAAGCAAGGCCGACCGUCUAGCCAAGUUGGGGCAGAAGAAGAUGAACCGCAUGGCGAGACAGGGUGAGGCAGACAGGCACACGACUGCGGCCAAGUCCAAGUGGCUGCUUGCGGGCAAGAGAGGUAUGGGAAGUACGAGAAGUCGUUAA